UUCUUUUUUCUUGGUAUAUUUUUGUUGGAGCAAGUUUCCCGUCCUCUUCAAUUCAAAAAGUUUAUUAUGGAGAACGCUUAUUGCUCGGUUAAACGUAUCAUAUUACAACGGGUUGCCAAGAAGGCUUAUGGCAAUUUACAGCAGAGGAUACACUCGCUGAAGAUAGUUGGCUUUAUGAUACAACGGAGCGAUACGUUCGCUGAACGUAAUCGAUCUACGGUACAACGAUUCGAAACGAGAGUUAAAUAUUUGCUAAUAUAUUACUUGUUAACCAACACGCAGAAGGCUAGGACAGAUGGUAUUAUAGAAAAGUAUGAAAGCGUCAAAACGCGAAAAUUUGGCUGA
This is a messenger RNA of Paraglomus occultum, 345 nucleotides long. Lineage: Eukaryota; Fungi; Glomeromycota; Glomeromycetes; Paraglomerales; Paraglomeraceae. The record is from the annotation of a GenBank genome assembly.